UUGACGUCUGAUGAAAGUGAGCACUUCAAACUUCACACUGAAGCGCAACUUCAUAAAGAGGGGCGGUUUUUCAGAACAAUCGCUCAUGAGUACGAUACUUUAAAAUUAACUUUAGAAAAAUAAAAUAAGUUAUAUUUUACAUUAUAGAGUUCUAUGUAACGGCCACUGAAGGAAAGAUACGGAAUGUGAAUUGAGAACCAAAUAAUACUGGAAGAAAUGGGAACUUUCAUGCAUCAUAUUUGGAUAUAUUCUCUGGUUUUAUUUGCUGAAACUGAAGUUUUGGGGUCCAAUGUCUGCACCUUGCGAGGUGUCAGUACCUGCAAGCAGUGUCUGGCCAUCCACCCCACAUGCGCAUGGUGCUACCAGGAGGAUUUUGGGAAGGGGGUGGCCAGGUCGUCGCGCUGUGACCUCCAGGAGAGGCUGCUGGAUGCGGGGUGUGCGGCCCAGUUUUUGGAGUUCCCCACCAGCAGUCUCAGUGUGGAGGAGGACCGGCCUCUCAGCGACAAGGCCACCGGGGGAGAGGAAGAUGUGAUUCAGGUCCGGCCCCAGAAACUGCGCAUCACCCUGAGACCUGACGACUCCAAGCGAUUCACGGUGCAGGUGCGCCAGGUGGAGCAGUACCCUCUGGACCUGUACUACCUGAUGGACCUGUCCUACUCCAUGAAGGACGACCUCCGCAGUCUCGUUGUCCUGGGCAACGACCUGGUCAAGGAGAUGGGCAGGACCACCAGCAACCUGCGCAUGGGGUUCGGGGCCUUUGUGGAUAAGCCGCUCUCUCCAUAUAUGUACAUCGCCUCAGAAGAGGAGCUGGCGAACCCCUGCCGUCGGAUCAAAAGUAUCUGUCUGCCUCAGUUUGGGUACAAGCACGUUCUGUCCCUGACGGAGAAGGUGAGCCAGUUCACAAAGGAGGUGGAGAAUCAGGCGGUGUCGCGAAACAGGGAUUCUCCAGAAGGAGGCUUUGAUGCCAUCAUGCAGGCCAUAGUGUGCAAGGAUAAGAUCGGCUGGCGCCCGGGCGCCUCCCACCUGCUGGUGUUCUCCACUGACGCCAAAACGCACAUCGCCCUCGACGGCCGCAUAGCGGGCCUCGUUCAGCCUAACGACGGAAUGUGCCAUUUAGACAGCAGUGGCAACUAUGACAUGGCUUCUACACUGGAUUACCCUUCAUUAGCCUUGCUGACAGAAAAGAUGUCGAAGAACAACAUCAACCUGAUCUUGGCAGUGACCCAGCGCGUCCUGCCCCUCUACAAGAACUACAGCGCGCUGUUGCCUGGGAGCGUGGUGGGGGUGCUGUCGUACGAUUCGAGAAAUGUGAUCCAGCUGAUUAAAACAGCCUAUGCGAAAAUCCGCUCCAAAGUGGAACUGGAGCUGCGGGGAGUGCCAAAGGAACUUUCCAUCUCCUUCAACGCCACCUGCCAGAACGGCGAGCUGACCCCCGGCCUCAAGUCCUGCUCGGGCAUGAAGACCGGGGACACGGUGUCGUUCAGCGUGGAGGUGCAGCUGCGCGGCUGUCCCGCGGAGAAGAGCAGCACCUUUGUCCUAAAGCCGCUGGGUUUCCGGGACACGGUCCACGUCGCCGUCGACUUCCAGUGCGAGUGCGGCUGCCAGGACGACGCCCGGCCGGACAGCCCCGUCUGUAACCAGGGCAACGGCACGUACGAGUGCGGCGUGUGCCAGUGCCACCCCGGGUGGCUGGGGCCCCGCUGCCAGUGCUCGGAGGGCCACUUCAGCCAGGACGCGCUGGACGACUGCAGCCCGCCGGCCGCCGGCCCGCUGGAGGCCCCGCCCGCCUGCAGCGGGAGGGGAGACUGCGUCUGCGGCCAGUGCGUCUGCCACGCCAGCCGCUCCGGCAAAGUGUGGGGCCGCUACUGCGAGUGCGACAACUUCAACUGCCUGCGCUACAAGGGGGAGAUGUGCUCAGGUCACGGGAUGUGUGACUGUGGGUUCUGCCAGUGCGACGCAGGAUGGAAGGGCGAGAACUGCAACUGCACCACCCGCACCGAUGGCUGCACGACCAGCAUCGGCCUGCUGUGCAGCGGGCGUGGCCAGUGCGUGUGUGGGGCCUGCGAGUGCACCCAGCCGGGGGCGUACGGCAGCACCUGCGACAAGUGCCCCACCUGCCCCGACGCCUGCACCUCCAAAAUGGAGUGUGUGGAGUGUGGACACUUUAAGCGAGGAAGGCUCUUUAAGGACAAGAGCUGUUCCCAGAUCUGCAGGGAUGAGAUCCAGCUGGUGAAAGAACUGAGAUUUUAUGCUGAGAAUUCACGAAACUGUAGCUACAAGAAUGAAGACGACUGCAUGGAGCAUUUCCAGUACUAUGAGGAUGCCAGUGGCAAAUCCAUCCUUUUUCUCGUUGAGGUGCCAGACUGCCCCGAAGGGCCAAACAUCCUGGUGGUCCUGCUGUCUGUGAUCGGGGCCAUCCUCUUCCUGGGUCUGAUCGGUCUGCUCAUCUGGAAGCUUCUGGUCACCAUCCACGACCGUCGAGAGUUUGCAAAGUUUGAGGAUGAGAAAGCCCGGGCGAAAUGGGAUACGGGCAACAACCCGCUGUACGUGGGAGCAACCUCCACCUUCACCAAUGUGACGUAUCGGGGCAAUACUAGCCCGAGUGAGACCCAGCCCAGCUAGUCAGGACCAGUCCCACACUGGGCGCGUGAAUGAGCCAAACACCAGGGGGCGAUCUGUGCCUGAACUGCACUGUUCCACUUCCAUUUUGCUGGGGAUAUUGUCUUUUAUUUACUGUGUAUGCUGAUAACUGUCACAAGAAGAGAAAACAUUUUGUACGAUUGUAAUUACGUGUGCAAUUUUUCAAGUGUCCAAUUAAACAGUAAAUUUAGCUGGGGGUAAGGCACACAUUUGUAUCCCUCUCUCCUUGCCUUUCCCCCUUCUGGUUUUAUCUGAUUUGAACCUGCAAUCUCAGUAUUUUAGUCUUACAUUUAUACUUUAAAUCUUAUUCCUGGUAUUUUUUGCUAAAUUAAACAAAAACAAAAUGGCGGUUGACUCAUUUAAAGAUUUUUUUUGCAGCGCGUGCUUGUCCGGUGGAUCAGGUGGGCAGCUUUAAAUGAUUUCCUGCAGCACCAGCAAUUUCCUGUGAUCUCAGUAAGGAUUGUUAAGGGUUGUAAUGCAGUGUAAUGUUGCAUAUAUCGUGCAGUGGGGUCAGACUCCAGUCCUGGAGGGUUGUAGUGUCUUUACUUUUGGUGUUUAUACAUUAAGUUGUUUGGCUAGCUGAAGAGUCCGUACACUUGGUUUACAAGGCCUAAACUCGAUGCAGGUUGAAAAGACUGGUCCUCUUCAGCUGUGGUUAAACCACUGUGGCCCAAUAGGGUUUACAUUGUAUGGCUGUAUUAUAGCAUAAUGUUGACUAUUACUGUACAAUAUAAUGCAGUGUUUUAUAAAAAGGGAUUAACUGAGUGAACUAUAAAAGAUAGAUCCUUGUUAUUAUGUGUUCUUAUGGUCUUUAGUCCAAUUCGGUUGUACUUGUAUAGUAUCUUUUUAGGGAAAAAAACAUUGUCACAAAGCAGCUUUAUCGAGAUCCAGACCAAAGGAGGCAGUAGCCAGGAAGACUCCCUGGCUAGUAACAGGAAAAAACUGGCUGGCACUCAUCUUAUGUACUUACAUCCUCACAAUCUCACAGUAACAAUAAGUGGCAGCCUGUAGUGUAGUGGUUAAGGUACAUGACUGGGACCCGCAAGGCUGGUGGUUUGAUCCUCAGUCUAGCUGCAAUACACACAGCCAUGGCCCCCUUGAGCAAGGCCCUACAUUGCUCCAAGGGAGGAUUGUCUCCUGCUUAGUCUUAUCGCUUUGGAUUAGAAAGUAUGGGCCAAAUGACAUGUAAUGUGCCUAAUAUGUGAUAAAACACUGUAUAUGCAGAGAGGAACAGCAGCAGAAAAAAACUAUUUUGUUUUGCAUGCAGAACUAUAAUUCAGUUAGCUGAAUUAUAGCUCUGAAAUUAAAACUCUUUGUUUAGCCCUUUCCAUAAAACGUCAAGGGCAAAAGCAAUCACUGUCACCUUGCUUUGAUUGUCUCUGCAGACUGUUAUGGCCCUCAUUCAGAAACACAUACUGCAAGGUUCCUGGAUCAGAAAGGCGUGAACUUGUGAAAGAUAAUUAUUACAAAUCGAAAUUUAUCAGUGUGGUCAUAAAUGUCGGCACUUAAACAAAGUGAGAAUAAAGGUUGCUGUCAAGCAAAUGAAUGAUUGUAAUGUAUUGCUAUAUUUCUGAGAACUUGUUCAUCAUGUUUAUAUGCCUCACUGAACCAUGUGCUUGUGCUAAAUUUUGCCUUUCAUAUCUACGUUGGGAAAGUCUUGCGCCAUUUGCUUGCUAUGCUGUGUUUAUGUUGAGGGGAAAAGUGUUGGGGGAAAGAGUGACAAUGUCACUUGUUUUCUGGUGUCCUUUUGCACAAUAUUCACUCAGUGAGCACUUUAUUAGGUAGACCUGUACAUCAGCUUGUUAAUGGAAUGAUUGUUGGUGGCAGACAGGGUGGUUUGAGUAUCUCAGAAACUGCUGAUCUCCUGGGAUUUUCACGCACAACAGUCUCUACAGUUUGCAGAGAAUGGUGUGAAAAACAAAAGAACAUCCAGUGAGGAGCAGUUCUGCGGGAAAAAAUGUGUCAUUAAUGAUAGAGGUCAGAGGGGAAGGGCCAGACUGGUCAAAGCUGACAGUGGAAUGCAGAAGAGCAUCUCUGAACACACAAUGCUCUUCUGAGUGGAGAGGCUACAGCAGCAGAAGACUAAGUCUAAAAAAUAUGUAUAAUAAAUACCUAAUGAAUUGCUCACUGAGUGUAUAAGCAUUUAAAUGAACAAAACUAAUUAGAGUUUUGGUUUUUGUAAGAAUGGGCAUUCUUAACGGACUCAUUUUAUUCUAAUCCUUUCAUACACAACCAAACCUUAUAAAAUCAAGCAGGUCCAAUUUGCGGUGGGCUCUUCAUAUGUUUUUUGUUGUUGUUGUUUUUUACUUUCUUGAAGCUUUUUUUCUUUCUCUGUUUUCUAUGAAAAAUAAACUAAAUUCAUUGGUA
Messenger RNA from Conger conger (European conger), 5007 nucleotides. RefSeq names its product integrin beta-3-like. The record is from RefSeq and is a predicted model, not a curated record. The coding region runs from base 217 to 2622 and encodes 801 amino acids. Gene Ontology annotation, cellular component: cell surface; focal adhesion; integrin complex. Gene Ontology annotation, molecular function: integrin binding; fibrinogen binding; fibronectin binding. The transcript is spliced from 15 exons. Gene Ontology annotation, biological process: integrin-mediated signaling pathway; cell migration; cell adhesion mediated by integrin. Lineage: Eukaryota; Metazoa; Chordata; Actinopteri; Anguilliformes; Congridae.